UUUACCCUUGUUGCAAUGGAUUUUUUUGUCGCUAGGUAUUAAAAAAAAUAAAAUUGCAUCCAAAUAAGUUUUGCUGCUAUUUUCACCUUUGCUUGUCAUAAGAUCAAAACAUAAGUUCUCCCUCACAGAAGAAUACAAGUAACGAGCCCAUUUCCUCCUCCUUCUUCUUCUUCUCCUCUAAUCUUCCACUAAUCUUGCACUAAUCUUCUCAGAUGGGCUACUAGUUCAUCUCUUUUCUAAAAGACUGUAUGUAAAGUCAAAUAUGAAGUAGGAGCUGACAUAUUCUGGCUUCAUUUCAAGAAAAGGAACAAAACGAUCUCAAAGAUUUCUGAUGGAUUAGUUAAGGAAAAUGGAGACUCUAGAGCGUGGUUGGAUGUAUGAGAGGUUGGAUGGACGAGGGGGUAUUAAUUCUUGUUUCAUAUCCGGUGUGGAUAAAUUUCUCCACUUUGCAUGUUCUCAACGAAAUCACAUGAGUGGUGACAAUGUUAGAUGUCCUUGUAAAAAAUGUCACAACACUAAAUUCAUGGAUGUUGAAACCGUUAGAUUACACCUUUUGCAAUUUGGAUUUGUUGAGAAUUAUUUUGUUUAGAUAUUUCAAGGGAAAAAAUGUCUAACUAAUGGGUUGUCUUCUAGUAGUAACUUGAAUGGUGGUGCUCAACCAGAAUUUGGAUAUGAGAAUCCAUACCGACGAAUGAUUCUUGAUAUAGCUGGGCCCAAUAUUAUUCAAGGUUCAACUUGGCAAUCUGAUAGUAAUGUUGAACCUGAGUCAUCUCAUCCUAAUGAACCUUCAAUGGAGGAGGAGCCUAAUCCUGAAUCCCAGAAGUUCUAUGAUUUGCUACAGGCUGCCGAUGCAGAAUUAUAUCCUGGUUCUUCUCUCUCUCAACUUGAAGUAGUUUCUAGGAUGUUAAACAUUAAAAUGGAGAAUUCUUUGUCACAGAGGGGUUAUGACCAAAUGAUGCAACUGUUUAAAGAUGUUUUACCUAAAGAUAACAUAGUGCUUGAUAACUAUUAUCAAACUAAGAAGCUAGUGCGUAGCUUGGGUUUGCCCGUGAAAAAGAUUGAUUGUUGUAAUUCGGGAUGUAUGUUGUAUUGGGGUGAGGACGAGGGCCUCACAUCUUGUAAAUUUUGUGGAUAUGAGAGAUAUAAGCGUCGUGUCGGCUCCCGUAAGAGGAAAUUGGUGCCUUACAAGAAAAUGUUUUACUUUCCUUUGAUUCCUAGAUUGCGGAGAUUAUAUGCAUCACAUGCUACAGCAGCUGACAUGAGAUGGCAUCAUGAGCAUAUACAAGAGGAAGGAGUAAUGCGUCAUCCAUCAGACUCUGAGGCUUGGAAGCACUUUAAUGAAACUCAUUCUUUUUUUGCUGUUGAACCAAGAAAUGUGAGGUUGGGGAUGGUUUCCAACCAUUUGGUCAAUCUAGGAGGAAAUAUUCUUCGUGGCCAGAGAUUGUCACUCCAUACAAUUUACCUCUGUGGAUGUGCAUGAAAGAGGCAUAUAUAUUUUUAACUGUCAUUGUUCCAGGACCGACUAAUCCUAAGCAAAAAAUUGAUGUUUA
Molecule: messenger RNA, 1550 nt
Organism: Nicotiana attenuata
Lineage: Eukaryota; Viridiplantae; Streptophyta; Magnoliopsida; Solanales; Solanaceae
Exons: 4
Coding region: 692-1480 (262 amino acids)
Source: RefSeq, a predicted model, not a curated record